AUGGCCACCGAAGAAUUCAAUGCCGGUAUUCUAGAGGCGGGACUAAUUUCACUUCCUAUGCAAGGCGAAUGGUUCACGUGGCAUAAUUGCAGUACAUCCGUGAGGAGUUUAUGGAAGCGGUUGGAUCGGAUUCUUAUUAAUGAUCGUUGGCUGGCAAGGUUUCCUAACUCAUUCUAUCACAGCCUUACUCCACGGACAUCUGACCACUCGCCACUGUUUCUACAUGGGGAUACACACCAACAUAAUGGAGGUAUGUUUCGAUUUGAUAACUAUCUUGCCCUUUCAACCGAGUUUAUCCCCACUGUGCAGAACAUUUGGUACCAUGAUGUUGUGGGUGUGCCUAUGUACACCGUGACUGGUAAACUGAAGGCUCUAAAACCGGUAUUUAGACUACAGAGGAGGAAUAAGGGGGAUUUGACGCUGAAUGUCCAAUUAGCCAAAGGUUUUCUUGAUGAGGCACAACAUUUGGUGAGCUUCGACAGACAGAAUGAGCUCUACUUACUGUUGGAACAUUGCUGUCAAAUCGUUUAUGCGAAAGUGGCAAAACUCGAACAAAUUAUGUUGCAGCAGAGAGCUAAAAUGUAG
Messenger RNA from Sesamum indicum (sesame), 585 nucleotides. The record is from RefSeq and is a predicted model, not a curated record. Lineage: Eukaryota; Viridiplantae; Streptophyta; Magnoliopsida; Lamiales; Pedaliaceae.